CCCACAAGCCUUUUAUGCUUCUGAGCCAAAGUGGUGAAGAAGGAAAAAGGAAUAGGGCCUCUCUCUCUCUCUCUCUUUCAUAUAUGGUUUGCUUCUGUUUUCUGGUGGACCAGAAGAGCGUGGUGCGGCGGAGCAAGCCGGUGGCGGGGAUGUGCUCGCGGUGCCGCCAUGGAGCCACGGUGGCGGAUAUGAGAACGCUGACCAGGUUUUGCUACAUCCCAUUUUAUUGCAAGUCGUGGAAGGCCAUCAUGUGUAGUUUUUGUGGGACUAUUCUAAAAUCUUACAGGUGAUUUAUUCAUCAGUGUAUGUGAACUCAUCGGCCGCCGCUCAGCUCUCUCUCUCUCUCUCUCUCUCUCUCUCUCUCUCUCUCCAUGUUUUGUAAUACUAUGAGAGGAUUUUGAUUCAUUCUGUAUUAUAACCUGCAUGAAUUAAUUAAUCAAGUUUUGUGGAUAA
This is a messenger RNA of Sesamum indicum (sesame), 453 nucleotides long. RefSeq lists its product as uncharacterized. NCBI's taxonomy places the organism in Eukaryota, Viridiplantae, Streptophyta, Magnoliopsida, Lamiales, Pedaliaceae. The record is from RefSeq and is a predicted model, not a curated record.